AUGGGAAAAGCAGCCAUCCUAGUCACCGUCUUGUGUAUGUGUUCACUCAGCCUGAGUGAUCCAGACAGCGGCACCGAAGAUGGAGAUCCUGUCGAUGCAACACCAACUGAAGUGAGGACUUGUACUCGCUUGCAGAUUUUGAACUAGGACAUAACAUCAGUUAAGGAGGUAUAGUAGUACAUUGUUAGUGCAGUAAGAAUGGAAUGAAUUCUACAGAUGCACAUAAACUCAAAUAGAGUACUGUAACAUCUUCAUUAUGUUGUCAUUAUUCCAUGGAAACCCCUAGACUAGUUUUAUGUCUUUUUAACUAUAUUAUAACUAUGUUAUUUAGUGUAACAGUCUCACUAUAAUGGCAAUCAGUGGAGGAGCUGGAGUAUUGGUUGCAAAUGUUUUACCCUCACUGUUUCCUUCAGAACCCAGAGACUCAGGGGAAACAGGCGAGAGAAGACGUACCGGAGGAGCAAGAUCCCAGUCCUGUCUCAGACUUUGACAACACAUACCACUAUAUUUGUAUGUCUGCACAAACUCAAGAAAAUUAUACACUACACACUACAAAUUAUUGCUGAAUUGUCAGACAUAAACAACUUCUGAGGUUUUCUCUUAAACAGUGUCCAGACUGGCAUCAAUGGAUCAGGCCAUCCACAGACUGAAUGUGGGCCACUACACCCUGGACGUGAAGGUGACCCAACUGCUAGACAGAGUGUCCCGGCUGGACGGCACCCUCUGGGAGGUAGAGGAGACCAUGCAACAGAUUUCCCUCUUCACCAAAGAGAACCGCAAGGAGAUUGGCCGCUUGGAGGGUAUGUCUGCACUCUGCAUACCUCCCUUGACCUUUUUCCUCUCAAUAGUUCAAAUGUUUUAAAAUGGAAUUAUGAAAAACCAUUAUAAAAUCAUGAAAAACAAAAAGGUGAAAUGUUUCCUCCUCUUCCUAGGAUGUCAGAAGGGUCGACGGGUGGGGUAUAAGUGCUAUCUGGUCUACCGCACAUAUGAGACGUAUGCAGGGGCAGCCCAGAAGUGCCUGGAGCGUGGCGGAAGGAUGGCCAUGCCUCGGGACAGGAAGGAGCAGGAAGCCCUGGCAGAAUACGUCAAGGCUUUCUUCCAGCCAGGGAACUGGCCUGUGUGGCUGGGCAUCAAUGACCUGCGCUCUGAGGGACUCUACCUGUUUGAGGACAACACAUACGUUACCUACUUUCAGUGGCGCAAACACUUCCUCUCCAGCCAGCCGGACGGAGGCAAGCGGGAGAACUGUGUGGCCAUGGCUUCAGAUGAUGGGGACUGGUGGGACAACUAUUGUGACAGGAAUAUGUCUUACCUCUGUGAGUUUGAUGCCUGA
Molecule: messenger RNA, 1333 nt
Organism: Coregonus sp. 'balchen'
Lineage: Eukaryota; Metazoa; Chordata; Actinopteri; Salmoniformes; Salmonidae
Source: the annotation of a GenBank genome assembly